Molecule: messenger RNA, 1146 nt
Organism: Botrytis byssoidea
Lineage: Eukaryota; Fungi; Ascomycota; Leotiomycetes; Helotiales; Sclerotiniaceae
Exons: 4
Coding region: 1-1146 (381 amino acids)
Cellular component (GO): cytoplasm
Molecular function (GO): 2-oxoglutarate-dependent dioxygenase activity
Source: RefSeq, a predicted model, not a curated record
AUGGCACCUUCAGCAACAGAAACAGUUGCUCUUCCAACUCAAGUGAAGAAGUCUGUAACUGAUAGAUUCAGUCGCGAUGAGCUUGGAAAUUAUAAAGAGCUUGCCCCCACGUCGUUCGAUAAAGAAGCCGAAGAGAAAGGUCUUGGCAAGUUUGCUGCUGCGUCGUAUCCACAUUAUCUUCCAACUUGGGACGAUACUACAUACCCACCCCUUGAAUCGUUUGAGCACAGAGACCAUGGAAUGGAUGCCGAUACAACCUAUCCAGAACUACUUGCACCGGGUGUUGAGGCAGUUGAAUUGACACCCGCGAUGGGCACAGAAAUCAAAGGCGUACAGUUAAGCAAGUUGAGCGAUGCUGGCAAAGACCAAUUGGCUCGAUUUGUCGCAGAGAGAAAGGUCGUAGCCUUCAGAGACCAAGAUUUUGCAGAUCUACCGAUCGCAGACGCCGUGAAGUAUGGCAGUUAUUUCGGACGACCUCAUAUCCAUCCCACAUCAGGAGCCCCACUGAGUCAUCCUGAAGUUCACCUAGUACAUAGAGCAGCUGGUGAUAAAACAGCUGAUAGCUUCUUCGAGACUCGAACAAAUAGUGUAGCAUGGCACUCUGAUGUCACAUAUGAGAAGCAGCCACCGGGAACGACUUUUCUAUAUGUUCUUGACGUACCAGAAACCGGAGGAGAUACCCUCUUUGCUAAUGGUGUCGAAGCAUAUAAUCGUCUUAGUGAUGCAUUCAAGGAACGUCUGCAUGGACUUUCUGCGACACAUUCAGGUAUUGAGCAAGUGAACGCCUCUCACUAUAGGAAUGGCAUUGCUCGCAGAGAGCCUGUCGUGAACGUUCAUCCUAUUAUCCGAACGCAUCCAGUAACUGGAGAAAAGGCAUUGUAUGUUAACAAACAAUUCACUCGAAAAAUCGUAGGGUUGAAACAAGAAGAAAGCGAUGUACUAUUGAAUUUCCUAUAUGACCACAUUGCACUAGGUGCCGACUUUCACGUAAGAGUCAAGUGGGCACCAAAAACUGUAGUUGUUUGGGACAACAGAGUGGCGACCCAUACCGCUCUUGUUGAUUGGUCGGGUGGAGCACGCAGACAUCUCGCGCGUAUCACACCACAAGCUGAAGCACCAUACGAGACGCCUUUCAAGGCAUCAUAA